AGCAUUUAUACCGUGUCAGUUAUCGCACAAGGCAGCGUUUGGAAAGACAACCCCUUAAUCUUCAGUAGUCAUCUGACCCUCUAUUGUUAACCGAGGAUCCCCCGACUGAAGUCGAAUGCAUCCCGGAAACGUUCGCACGUAGUCACGAAACGAAAUGAACCUCUCCGGACCUGCUCUCGUCGCCGGGACCGGCCUCUUCUGCUCAGGUCUAGCUGCAGGCCUAACCUUGUCGUACCCAGCGAUAAUCAACAAGCUCUUCCAACCCCCCUCUUCCGGCCCCAUCGCCCAAAGACUCGCCAUCUGGAACAAGGGUUACGAAGCUGGGAAAGCUUCUAUCCCUCUGACAGCUAUCGGAGCUGCUGUUUCCUAUCUCGUCGGGGCAUACAAGUUCCCCCUCGUAGGAGAGUUGUCUCAACAGGCGGCGAUCGGGGCGGGAGUGCUGCAUUUGGGCAUUAUACCUUUCACAUUGCUAUUCAUCAAGCCCGUCAACGACAUCCUCAUCGCCCACCGCGAACGCACCGAAUCCAAGUCCUCCGAAAAGGGGUCAUCCACUCCAAAUUCCGGUACCGAAGUCAAAAUCAACCGUUUGUUGGACCGAUGGGUAUUCUUGCACAAUUGUCGGGUCGUCAUGACAUGUGCGGCGUUUGCGGUAGGGCUUGGUAAUGUGCUUGGGGUUUUUGUUUGAGGCCGCAUAGUGCCUGGAGUAGGGGAUCAGGCGAUGGAGGCCGGCGAUGAAGGAUAUGUUCGAUGUUUGCGAAGAUGUAUGGACGUGAUGUUGUAAUGAUAUUAUUGUAUAUUGUGGUGCAUUUGCCCAUUCAAA
Messenger RNA from Filobasidium floriforme, 820 nucleotides. RefSeq lists its product as uncharacterized. The record is from RefSeq and is a predicted model, not a curated record. Bases 155 to 685 code for a protein of 176 amino acids. The transcript is spliced from 3 exons. NCBI's taxonomy places the organism in Eukaryota, Fungi, Basidiomycota, Tremellomycetes, Filobasidiales, Filobasidiaceae.